AUGGUCGAUUGUGGCCGGUUUGGUACCUAUUCCCGAGCCCUGAGGCUGGCUGAUGCCCCACUCCACACGGGGCGGGGAUUCUCUCUGUACCGAGGGUCAGUGCCGGACCAGACUGCCUGGCAUCACUCUCUUGAAUCGAUGAUCGAUUUGACAAACAUUCCCAAAUAUCGCAGCACGGUCAACCGCUCAAGAACAGCAUCAUGA
Molecule: messenger RNA, 204 nt
Organism: Melampsora larici-populina 98AG31
Lineage: Eukaryota; Fungi; Basidiomycota; Pucciniomycetes; Pucciniales; Melampsoraceae
Exons: 1
Coding region: 1-204 (67 amino acids)
Source: RefSeq, a predicted model, not a curated record